AAAUUCCCUCAUACAUCCGCCUUGCGUCGCACGUUAUAAACAAAGCAACGCUUCUGACACUGCUACAAAUAGUGCUGUUUGGAAAGAUAGAGAAAGAGAAAGUUUUGUGGACCUUUUUUGGGGAGUGUUCAUAUCAAGACAAUCAGAAAAAAAACAAAAGCAUCUGCAGCUCUUGAAAUGGACGACAUCCAGGUUAUUGAGUCCAAACCCCUGCUGGUUGAUAAGGAACUGCCGGGUCUGAGAGAGGCUGUGCAGCAGCUUGUCAUCAAGGAGCACGACGUGGAGACUCCUCAUGGAAGAAUCCAUUGUACAAUGAAGGGCAUGCCCAAGGGAGACAGACCAGUGAUCCUCACCUACCACGAUGUUGGACUGAACCACAAAACCUGCUGGAACACGCUCUUCAACCAUGAGGACAUGUCCGAGAUCAUGCAGCAUUUUGCCGUGUGUCACGUUGAUGCUCCCGGGCAGCAUGAGGGAGCCAACACCUUUUCCACUGGAUAUGAGUACCCGUCCAUGGACCAGGUUUCAGAGACCCUCCCAUCUGUGUUGAAGCACUUUGGGCUGAAGAGUGUUAUUGGAAUGGGCAUUGGAGCCGGGGCCUACAUUCUGACCAGAUUUGCCCUGGACUACCCGAACAUGGUUGAGGGACUCUUGCUCAUCAACAUCAACCCGUGUGCUGAGGGAUGGAUGGACUGGGCUGCACACAAGAUCAGCGGAUGGACUCAUGCCAUGCCGGACAUGCUCAUCAGCCACCUCUUUGGAAAGGAGGAAAUCCACAACAAUCCUGACCUGAUCGGAACAUUCCGCCAUCACAUCCUCAACGACAUGAACCAAUUUAACCUGCAUCUCUUCGUCAAGUCCUACGAAAGUCGAAGGGAUCUGGAAAUUGAGAGGCCGGUCCCUGGAAGUAAUGUCAGAACCCUCAAGUGCCCAUCUCUGCUAGUGGUUGGCGACAGUUCUCCUGCUGUGGAGGCUGUGGUUGAGUGCAACACCAAGCUGGACCCAACAAAGACCACCCUCCUGAAGAUGGCUGACUGUGGAGGCAUGCCCCAGGUUGACCAGCCUGCAAAACUGACAGAAGCUUUCAAGUACUUCAUCCAGGGCAUGGGAUACAUGCCCUCAGCCAGCAUGACCCGCCUGGUCCGCUCCCGCACCGCCUCAGGCUCCAGCGUCACCUCCUUCGAUGGCAGCCGCUCGCGCUCACACACCAACGAGGGCAGACGCAGCCGCAGCCACACAGCCGACAACCAGCGCGCUCGCUCCCACACAGAAGGCUCCAUGGAUGGCUCGGGCAAUAGCAACGUGGACCAAGCCGUGCCCAAGUCCACCGAAGUGUCCUGCUAAGUGAAACCUCAAAUCUCCAGACGCCCCGAAAAAACCCUGUCCAGGUCCCUUUCGGUUUGUGCUGCGCUGCCUCUAACUGACACACAGACACACACAUUCCUAUGCACACACACUCACCGAUGUAGAGGGGGCACUAAAAUAGCAAACCUGGGAUUGUAAAAAUGCAUGUGGACACUCACCUGCAGACUUUGUAGUGCAGCUGAAACGCCCCAUUUGUCUUUCUAAGGGACUCAAACACAUCUCUGAUAGGAAAUUUUGCCACUGAGCUCCUCAGUCAGAUGAGUGUGUAGUUAGGGGCAACGCAGCGUCUGGGAACACAGAAGCAGAGAA
This is a messenger RNA of Labrus mixtus (cuckoo wrasse), 1674 nucleotides long. RefSeq names its product N-myc downstream regulated 1a (gene ndrg1a). NCBI's taxonomy places the organism in Eukaryota, Metazoa, Chordata, Actinopteri, Labriformes, Labridae. The record is from RefSeq and is a predicted model, not a curated record. The transcript is spliced from 16 exons. Gene Ontology annotation, cellular component: cytoplasm. Gene Ontology annotation, biological process: signal transduction. The coding region runs from base 178 to 1344 and encodes 388 amino acids.